This is a messenger RNA of Cryptosporidium muris RN66, 1245 nucleotides long. RefSeq lists its product as uncharacterized. Gene Ontology annotation, biological process: cell fate specification; regulation of gene expression; smoothened signaling pathway. Gene Ontology annotation, molecular function: calcium ion binding; patched binding. The transcript has a single exon. NCBI's taxonomy places the organism in Eukaryota, Apicomplexa, Conoidasida, Eucoccidiorida, Cryptosporidiidae. The record is from RefSeq and is a predicted model, not a curated record. The coding region runs from base 1 to 1245 and encodes 414 amino acids.
AUGGAAUUCCAAAAAUUCUUAUUAAUAUAUUAUAUAUAUUUAUGGGAAAUAAUAUAUAGAAUCUUUCCGAAACUUAUUAUAGAUCAACAAAUCAUAAUAAAUUAUUCAUUUGUUAGAUUAAAAGUUAAGGGAAUUUUAAGUUCACUCCAAGAUUUUGAUUCACAAAGUUUUCGAUCAGAUUGGGGAAAUGUAAUUUCAGCAUCUUUACAAGUAUCAUUUCCAACAUCAUGUAUUGGAGAUAUAAUUAAUAUGGGAUAUGUAUCUACAGAACUUGAUGAGGAUGAUUAUGGAUUUAAUACUAAUUGUUAUGCAAAUAGUGAAACAAAUAAUUUAUGUUUUCCAGGAGAAAAUAUAGUUUUAUCUAAAACUAGAGGAUAUAUUCCAAUUAAAGAAUUAAAAAUUGGCGAACAUAUCUUAACUUUUGAUUAUAAAUCAUUAAAAACAAAAUAUAGUGAAGUUAUUAUGAUGCUCCACAAUGAUCCAAAUUUUUAUCCUGAUGAUAAUUGGAUUAUAAUAAAAUAUCUGAAUGUAGAUAUACCUUUAAUUUUAUCACCAAAUCAUUUAAUAUUUAAAUUAGAUCUUGGUGAUUUUCCUCAAAAAGGAGAUUGUGAAAUAAACACAACUAUAUUUUCUCAUUUUCAUAAUAUAUAUAUAAAUAAUAAAAUAGAUCACUUUAAAGUUGUUUCUGUGUUAGCUAAAGACAUAAGAAUAGGAGAUGCAUUAAUUAUUAAUUCAAUUAAUGGUAUAAUAGUUAGUUGGAUAACUGAUAUUAAUAUUUAUAAUGUUGAAUCUCAAAAAUAUUUGCAGCUUAAAGGACGUUAUUCACCAUUAACUAAAGAUGGGCAUUUAAUAGUUAAUAAUGUAUUUGUUUCAAGUUUUAGUAAACCAUAUCAAUGGCCAGUAAAUAUAAUACAACCAAAUCAUUUAUUCUUAUUUAAAAUACUUAAACCAUUUAUAUUCCUUCAGAUAUACAUAUAUAAAAUUUCUUACAUUAGAACAUUAAUUCAAUAUAUUAUCAAAUUUGUAAGUUAUUUCUCAAAUUAUAAAUAUGAUAAUUCAAUACCAGAAAUUUUGCAAUUAUUAAGAAUCUUCCUAGCUCCUAUAUCAAAAAAAAAAUAUUAUUUAACUAUAGCUUAUAUAAUAAAAUUAUACCUCGUUAUUUUUUUAAUAAGUAAUAUAUUUACAAUGAUAUUUAUAAAUAAGAUUUAUUACAAUAAAUAUUCUUUAAAUUAUCAUAAUUGCUAG